GACAUUGAUUGCAGGCGGACCACUAGACGACUGCAGAACAACACUUGCCCUUAACCUGACAUGAAGUACCUUUGAGAUAUUUUUUCACUAUAAUUACUGUGAAAAAAGAUAUUAUAAAAGCGCAAUGCCUCUUGCGGCUGAUGCUUUCGUGUCGCAGAUAGCAGCUGCUGAACCUUGGCCUGAAAAUGCGACCUUGUACCAACCACUGAAGGAGGAUCAGAUUCUGCUUUCAGACUGUGCCUCAUCUCUUGCUGUUCAGGCCUACCUCCGGAUGUGUGGUCUACCAGUGGAGGUGGUUUACAGAGCAAAUGCUGAAUACAUGUCACCGUCUGGUAAAAUUCCUUUUAUUCAUGUAGGGAACCAGGUGGUGUCAGAACUUGGGCCCAUAGUGCAGUUCACUAAAGCUAAGGGUCACUCUCUGAGUGACGGCUUAGAUGAUGUUCAGAGAGCUGAAAUGAAAGCUUACAUGGAGCUGGUCAACAACAUGCUGCUAACUGCUGAGUUAUACAUCCAGUGGUGUGAUGAAGCUACAGCUGCUGAGAUCUCUCGUCCCAGGUACAGCAGUCCCUACUCGUGGCCUCUCAGUAGCAUUCUCGCCUAUCAGAAGCAGUGGGAAGUACGCAGGAAGAUGAAUGCAAUCGGCUGGGGAGGGAAAACACUGGAGCAGGUUUAUGAAGAUGUGAGUCAGUGCUGCCAAGCUCUUUCUCAGAGGCUGGGGACACAACCAUACUUCUUUAAUAAACAGCCUACAGAGCUGGAUGCGCUGGUUUUUGGUCACCUCUUCACUAUACUGACCACCAGACUGACCAGCACAGAGCUGGCAGAGAGGAUCAAAAGUUACAGCAACCUCCUGUCCUUCUGCAGACGCAUCGAGCAGACCUACUUUGAAGACAAGACUUCUUGAAGGACUGAAAAUAAUUUCUGUUAUAUCAACAUGUACAUUCUACAUUUUCUUCUCUCAUUCCCCUUAAUUCUACACUGAGAAGCUAAAAACUGCCCAUACCUUCAAACCUGACCAUUUUAAUUAUUUUUCUUUAAUUCCCUUUGCCUCCUGCUUGUGUAUUGCUACAUGCAGCUGAUAAGACUGCAGAGAAGCCAGUUCUUUUAAGAAUUUUGAUGUGUCAACAAUACAUGAAUAGAUGUGCCAGAGUGGGAGAUCUUUAUCAGAAUCCCAGGAAAAUAAUACACUAAAAUUGCAGUAAAUGCUACUCUUUGGGAUAAUUAUCAGCAUAUGUAUACUAUAUGAAAUAUAUAAGUUGAACCCAUGUCAGAGUGAUUGUUGAAAUGCAGCAAAGUCAGCCUGAUUAACCUUGAUUAUUUUAGCUGAACAAGUCUCUAGAAAUAGAUGAAAAGUCAUUGUUAAUGAUAAACAGAACCUUCAAAGCUUUCAGAGAUUAAAUGUCGGUUUCAGUGGUACAUUAGCUGGAUGAAUGCUCAAUACAGAGAUGUUGGCUUAUUUAUUUACUCUGUUUCUAUAAUUUUUUGCUCCAUUUCACCGGAAUGUUGUUUCCUGUUAGAUAUACCAUUGUAAACCCUCUUUAGUCACCCUCACUCUGAGCGGUGGAUUAUGGAUUUCACAGCUGUGUCACAUGACCGCCCUUUCAGAAGGCAGAACUCCACUUGACCUGACUUUGAGGUCAAAUGGCAUGCAGUGUUUUUCCUCUUGGGGACUUGCAAGCUUGCAGGAAAUGCAGAACAGUCUUGGUAUACCACAACAAAGGAUCAGAGUUGUUUUCUUAUGUAGUAAAACUUUGAACAUAAUGAUGAGGAUGUGAUUUAUUCUUGAGGUUUUUCCACAUUGUUUUUCUUUGUGUGAAUGGGAAGUGCCUACAUGAUAAAGAGACUCCUCUCAGUAGACCCCCACCCCCCCCCCGACCACUUCACCUAACACCAAUAAAACAUAUUUGAAAGUU
Messenger RNA from Melanotaenia boesemani (Boeseman's rainbowfish), 1913 nucleotides. RefSeq names its product metaxin 2 (gene mtx2). The coding region runs from base 125 to 904 and encodes 259 amino acids. Gene Ontology annotation, cellular component: SAM complex. The transcript has 10 exons. NCBI's taxonomy places the organism in Eukaryota, Metazoa, Chordata, Actinopteri, Atheriniformes, Melanotaeniidae. Gene Ontology annotation, biological process: mitochondrion organization. The record is from RefSeq and is a predicted model, not a curated record.